This is a messenger RNA of Bombina bombina (fire-bellied toad), 4482 nucleotides long. RefSeq names its product neogenin 1 (gene NEO1). Bases 15 to 3428 code for a protein of 1137 amino acids. Gene Ontology annotation, molecular function: protein binding. The transcript is spliced from 24 exons. Gene Ontology annotation, cellular component: membrane. Gene Ontology annotation, biological process: cell-cell adhesion. NCBI's taxonomy places the organism in Eukaryota, Metazoa, Chordata, Amphibia, Anura, Bombinatoridae. The record is from RefSeq and is a predicted model, not a curated record.
UGGAGAGAAUUGUAAUGCUGGCAGCGGGAAGCCUUUAUAUAAGCUCUGUAACAGAAGAUGAUGCUGGAAUUUACACAUGUAUAGCAGAAAAUACAAACCAAAGUAUCCAAGCCCAGGCUGAGCUCAGCAUACAAGUGCCUCCUGUAUUCCGUGUCAAACCAUCAAACACUCAUGCUCAUGAAUCUAUGGACAUUGUAUUUGAAUGUGAGGUGGAAGGCAAGCCCACUCCUACCAUCAAGUGGGUGAAGAAUGGUGAUAUGGUGAUUCCCAGCGACUACUUCAAGAUCGUGGAUGAUCAUGACCUUCAGGUUCUGGGGCUGGUGAGGUCCGAUGAAGGAUUCUAUCAGUGUAUUGCGGAGAGUGAGGUGGGAAAUGCGCAGGCAGGAGCACAACUCAUUAUUCUGGAGCCUGGUGUUACCGUUCCAACCUCUCCCGCUCCCUCACUGACCAGUGCUACUGCUCACCAUGUAGCUGCCAUGCCAGGUGGCCCUCCACCUUCCCCUCCACGUGAUGUUGUGGCCUCUUUGGUGUCUACACGUUUUAUCAAGCUGACUUGGCGUGUACCAGCUGAUACACAUGGGGAGAAUCUUACUUACUAUGUCUACUACAGCAAAGAGGGUAUGAACAGGGAACGUGUAGAAAACACCAGCCGCCCUGGGGAGAUGCAGGUUACCAUCCAGAACUUGUUGCCUGAAACUGUCUAUUACUUCCGAGUGGUGGCUCAGAACAAGCAUGGUGUAGGAGAAAGCUCUCCUCUUUUAAAGGUUGAGACACAACCUGAAGUGCAAGUUCCUGGUCCAGCUCCUAAUCUGAAGGCGGUAUCACUCUCACCAACGUCUGUGGCUGUUAGCUGGGAAACCCCACUCUCUGGGAAUGGAGAUAUACAGAGCUACAAACUUUAUUAUAUGGAAAAAGGAGCAGGAAAUGAGCAGGAUAUUGAUGUUGGUGGACUUUCAUACACUGUGAACGGUUUGAAGAAAUAUACAGAAUAUACUUUUCGCAUAGUCGCUUAUAACAAGCAUGGGCCAGGUGUGUCCACUCAGGACAUCAAUAUUCGGACACUCUCUGAUGUUCCCAGCUCUUCUCCUCAGAACUUAACACUGGAGGUGCGAAGCUCACAGAGUAUACUGGUGCAGUGGCAGCCGCCUCCCACAGGCACUCAGAAUGGAGAGAUUGUCGGUUAUAAGGUGCGAUACCGUAAGAACACAAGGAAGAGCGAGACCAGUGAAAUCCUGGUAGACAUACAGCUGUCACAGCUUGUAGCUGGCUUAGAGAGGGACACUGAGUACAGCUUUAGAGUCCUGGCUAUGACUGUGAACGGUAGUGGGCCUGCCACCGACUGGAUGUCUGCGGAGACUUUUGAGAGUGACUUGGAUGAGUCUCAUGUCCCAGACAUGCCAAGUUCCCUGCAUGUGCGACCCCUUGUAACCAGCAUUGUGGUGAGCUGGACACCCCCAGCAGACAGCCAGCACCAGGUGGUAGUCCGUGGUUAUGCCAUUGGUUACGGCUUGGGGAGCCCUCAUGCACAGACCGUUCGUGUAGACCACAAGCAGCGUUACUACACCAUAGAAAACCUGGAGCCCAGCUCACAUUAUGUUAUCUCCUUGAAAGCCUUUAACAAUGUGGGAGAAGGAAUCCCACUGUACGAGAGUGCAGUUACCCGCCAGCACACAGUUCCUGAGCCCAGUCCCAUGUUGCCCCCUGUGGGGGUCCAGGCCACCAUUCUGAGCAGUGAUACUGUGCGGCUCACCUGGGCGGAUAACUCAUUAUCCAAGAACCAGAAGAUCACAGAUGCUCGAUACUACACAGCCCGAUGGAAGACCAACAUUCCUGCAAACACAAAGUAUAAGAUGGCUAACAGCACAACACUGAGUUACCUAGUAACUGGUCUGAAGCCCAAUACUCUUUAUGAGUUUUCAGUCAUGGUGACCAAAGGUCGUAGAUCAAGCACAUGGAGCAUGACUGCUCAUGGGACAACUUUUGAAUCAGUCCCAUCCUCCCCGCCUAAGGAUGUAACCGUGGUAAGCAAAGAGGGGAAACCACGGACUAUAAUUGUGAAUUGGCAGCCACCUUCUGAGGCCAAUGGCAAAAUAACUGGAUAUAUCAUAUACUACAGUACAGAUGCUCAGGCAGAUCUACAUGAUUGGGUGAUUGAGCCUGUGGUCGGAAACCGCCUAACUCACCAAAUCCAAGAGCUAACGUUGGAUACCCCAUACUACUUCAAAAUACAAGCAAGAAACUCCAAGGGUAUGGGCCCCAUGUCAGAGGCAGUGCUUUUUCGUACACCAAAAGCAUCAGGUGUUUCUGGCAAAGGUGUUCGUACCCCAGAAGUUGGAUCUAACAGUGGCCCGUCUCUUGGAGGUAGCAACAGUCCACAUGGGAGCCCUACUUCUCUGGACCAGAACAUGCUACUAACAAUCAUAGUAUCUCUGGGUGUGAUUACUAUUCUAGUUGCUGUAGUCAUCGCAGCUAUCUGCUCCCGCCGCUCCAGCUCUCAUCAGAAAAAGAAGAGAGCUGCCUGUAAGUCUGUAAAUGGUUCCCACAAAUACAAAGGAAAUUCCAAAGAUGUAAAGCCACCUGACCUUUGGAUUCAUCAUGAGCGUUUGGAGCUUAAACCAGUGGACAAAUCUCCAGAAACCAACCCUAUCUUGACUGAUACCCCUUUGCCACGCUCCCCCCAGGACCUCACCCCAGGAGACAGCACUACAGAGGGCAGCAUCCACCAGCAUAGUACCUCCUACCGCGGACUUGAGUCUGAGGAUUCUGUCUCUUCACUCGCUGGCCGCCGUGGGAUGAGACCAAAAAUCAUGAUGCCUUUUGACUCGCAACCCCCACAACCGGUUGUCAGUGCCCAUCCCAUCCAUUCCCUUGAUAACCCUCAUCAUUUUCGCUCGGUGCCCGGGUUCAUGCUGCACGUGCUGGGCACCCCAUCGCAGGCUGUAGGUGAGAGAGAGUCAGUGCGUCACACUCCCAGCUGUGACACUGUAGUCGCUGCAUCGUCAUCCUCUCAAACAGGCCCUGAGGAGCUGGACCCCAUUAGUGGCAGUUUCUUGCCAGGGUCCCUAGAUGAAGAUUUGGUCCCCAGUGUCCCUACUGCACAUAUCAGACCGUCACACCCUCUAAAGAGUUUUGCUGUGCCAGCUGUACCUGCUCCUGCCCCUGGGUCAACAUAUGAUCCUGCACUACCUAGCUCCCCACUCCUAGCACAACAAUGUCCUGCAGCAGUGACUGUAAAGACAGCCUCUCUUGGCACCCUGGGCAGAGUACGGCCGCCCCUCCCAGUAACUGUACCCAGUGCUCCAGAGCCAUUAGAGACCAGCAGGAUGUUGGAGGGGUCAGAGAGCAGCUAUGAGCCUGAUGAGCUUAGUAAAGAAAUGGCUCACCUCGAAGGCCUAAUGAAGGAUCUGAAUGCCAUUACUACAGCAUGAGACCGAAAUGACCCAGCACAGAGUUAAACGCUUGGCACAGCCUGCCACAGUAAAGGCAAAGACUGUAUAGCCCCCAUCACACAGGGGCCACACCCACCUGUACAGACAUGAGGCAUGUGGGGUGUUCAGGGUGGGUAUGCCAAGGCCCAGAACCUUGUUACUAUCACUUUCUCGGUUUUAUAAAAAAAAAAAUUAAAAAAAUGGGGGGUUUAUAUUAUAUGAGAGCUGAGGAACUGAACUGUGUAGUCCAUGGAAGAAUAUUGUGUGUCACCAUUUUUUUUUUACACUUAUGUCUGGCCAUUUCCCUACUGCCAAGGAUUUGUGGGUAAGCCUCAGCUUAUUACCUGCUUGGCAACGGAUGGGCUCCUGAUAAGAAGUCACCCUUUACAACUGUCAUUGCUUUUUGUGCAGUGUCCUCAGACUUCAGAACAGCAUCAGCAGCAAAUCCCUCUCCAGCCUCUGUGAGACUCAAAACAGUGUUACCCUACCCACAUGCAAACACAUUCUCCCAUUUUUUUAUUGGAUCUUCCUUCCACCUCUCCGUCCAAUUCAAGCGAUUCCCUGUAAGGCGGAGAAAGUAAUUAUAGUAGGCCACUCUGGCUGAGCUUUGGUCGGAGGACACAAGAUGUGUACACCAGUAUGUAAGCACAGCACAAUUAGAGCUGCAGAAUAAAACUGCUCUUCCCUUCUUUGCUGUGAGGAAUCGCUUGUGUUAUACCUCCCCUCUCAGUUAACCUCAUAAAGUGGCCAGAGGGGAGUCUUCUCAUCUGAUCUGCAGCACUUUCACAUGUCAAUGCAGCUUCCUUCUUGUGUGAUAUCCUUGUAUCUGUAAAUGAGAUCCAAUCCCUUUCCCCAUACAUUCUACUGUAUAUUAUCCUUUUCCCACCUGGCUUUCUGCCAUGUCCAGUUCUUUAUGUACAGAAAAUCCAUUCUAUUUUUGUUUUUAUUGCCUUUCUGUAGUGUUUAGAAUGUAUCUUUUUAUUGUGACUUUUUAUUAUAACAUCAUGAUUAUUAUUUGGUAUUGGAUUUCAAUACACUUUUUUAUUCAAUCAAA